CGCGCGCCGCUGCGGCACGGCAGGCCCCCACGGCGGGUUCCCGCGGUGGCUUCUGGAGGCGUGGGCUGCGCACGCCUCCCGGGUGGAUUCCGACCCCACCAGUGCUAGAGCUUUCGUUGCAGGGAGCCGCGAGUAAGUGGCGGCGCGGACGGGUUCCGGCGCGAAGACCCGGCCGGCUGGGCGAGCGCGGCGGCGGGCGUGGCCCGAGCGCUGCCUUUGUGACCAGGGGGCGUCUCCUCCGGACGCCAGCGGCGGCCCGGACUCCCCGAUCCAGCCGCGGGACUAAACUCGGCGCGAGGAGAACGUCGGCAAAUGGGUGACAGGCGCCUGUUUUCGUGCUGAGGGCCAAGAAGCCCUGAUUCUCCCGAAGGCAAUGUGAGGAAGGACUUUGUUCUGAUCAAGCAGACAGUUCAGGACACAAGAGUCCAAGGAUGAAUGUUCCUCGUGACAGUGACAGGUUAUUGCGGCAGGAGGCCAGCUGUCUAGUGGAUGAUACUUCAGCUGCAGCCCAAGAAAAGGAAACAAAUGGCCUGGCUUCAUCUGGUCUUCAUAAUCUUACUUAUCCCCUAAGUCCUAGGAAUGAAGACCUUUCACUUGACCAUACCUCUCAGCCAGCAAAUCCUCAGUUCUCUCACAUAAUGCCACUUCCUGAAGACAUCAAAGGCUCUUGCUUCCAAAGUGGGAAUAAACGGAACCAUGAACCCUUUCUUCUUCCAGAAAGAUUUGGAAACAGCAGUAUAGGCUUUGGCAGUAACCCUCAUUCCCAGGCUCCAGAGAAAGUGACACUUCUUGUAGAUGGCACACGUUUUGUUGUGAAUCCACAGAUUUUCACUGCUCAUCCAGAUACCAUGUUGGGAAGGAUGUUUGGGCCAGGAAGAGAGUACAAUUUCACACGGCCCAAUGAGAAGGGAGAAUAUGAAAUUGCUGAAGGAAUCAGUGCAACUGUAUUUCGUACAGUGCUGGAUUACUACAAAACUGGUAUCAUUAAUUGUCCUGAUGGUAUCUCUAUCCCAGAUCUUAGAGAUACAUGUGAUUAUCUCUGCAUUAAUUUUGACUUCAACACUAUCCGAUGUCAGGAUCUGAGUGCUUUACUGCAUGAACUGUCUAAUGAUGGUGCUCACAAGCAGUUUGAUCACUACCUCGAGGAGCUGAUCCUGCCCAUUAUGGUGGGCUGUGCCAAGAAAGGGGAGCGAGAGUGCCACAUAGUUGUGCUGACAGAUGAGGAUUCUGUGGACUGGGAUGAAGACCACCCCCCACCCAUGGGGGAGGAAUAUUCCCAAAUUCUUUAUAGCUCCAAGCUCUACAGAUUCUUCAAAUAUAUUGAAAAUCGAGAUGUUGCAAAAACAGUGUUAAAGGAACGGGGCCUGAAAAACAUUCGCAUUGGAAUUGAAGGUUAUCCCACCUGUAAAGAAAAAAUUAAGAGAAGACCUGGUGGCCGGUCUGAAGUCAUCUAUAAUUACGUACAACGUCCCUUUAUCCAGAUGUCAUGGGAAAAGGAAGAAGGAAAGAGUCGCCAUGUAGAUUUCCAGUGUGUUCGAAGCAAGUCCCUCACCAAUCUGGUAGCUGCUGGUGAGGAUGUCUUAGAGGACCAAGAGAUACUAAUGCAUCACCCGCCCCAAGUUGAUGAACUUGAUCGGCUAAAUGCCCCACUUUCUCAGAUGGCUUCUAAUGACUUUCAGGAUUAGGGCCACCUGUGGGGUCCACCUCUCAUUGGAGCUCUCUUAAUCUGGGAUGUCCACAGCUAGCCCUUCCCAGCCUCCCCAUGAUAUGUCUUGGCCCAAGUAGGAGAUAUGCUUCUCCCUAUCUUUUUCCUUUCUCCCAUAAUUAACGUGUCUUUUCCAAUAAGUCCAUGCAUCUGGCAGGGGAUGAAGAAGUACUCACUGGUGUUUAAGCUACCAGCUUUGCAACAGCCUGGUAACUUGAAUAAUUUGGAUCUGGUGCUGUUUACUGAGUCUUUGCAUAACUGCAAAAGCAGGAAAGGAAGUCAGGACUCUUUUUGCCCUGUGUUUAGCAAA
Otolemur garnettii (small-eared galago) is the source of this 2015-nucleotide messenger RNA. RefSeq names its product potassium channel tetramerization domain containing 20 (gene KCTD20). The record is from RefSeq and is a predicted model, not a curated record. Gene Ontology annotation, cellular component: cytoplasm. The transcript is spliced from 9 exons. NCBI's taxonomy places the organism in Eukaryota, Metazoa, Chordata, Mammalia, Primates, Galagidae. Gene Ontology annotation, molecular function: protein binding. Bases 432 to 1685 code for a protein of 417 amino acids. Gene Ontology annotation, biological process: positive regulation of phosphorylation.